Messenger RNA from Scheffersomyces coipomensis, 1095 nucleotides. Its product is annotated as Mn(2+) transporter. The coding region runs from base 168 to 1046 and encodes 292 amino acids. Gene Ontology annotation, biological process: transmembrane transport; zinc ion transport. The transcript has a single exon. NCBI's taxonomy places the organism in Eukaryota, Fungi, Ascomycota, Pichiomycetes, Serinales, Debaryomycetaceae. Gene Ontology annotation, molecular function: metal ion transmembrane transporter activity. Gene Ontology annotation, cellular component: membrane. The record is from RefSeq and is a predicted model, not a curated record.
ACCUCCUGUAUUUCAACCAGGAAAGGACUCCAUUAUUCUAUCACAAACUUUAUAAAGCUAUCAAUUGCUCAUAUUAUCAUAUCAUACACCUGUCAGGCAAACCUUUUAAUCUUGACAUUGAAAUCUAAGAACAGUUACACAUAAGUCUGGGGAUCUACUAAUCAAAUAUGGGGGGAUUAAUGCUAGAAGUUAUUCUAUUGUCUAUCCUGAUGGGUAUAAUUACCUUUAUAGGAGGUGUCCUACCGGUAAGAUUAUCCAUUUCAAGUAAACGAAUCAGAGAGUUUUCUCAAUUCAGUACCGGUAUCUUGGUAGGGACUUUAUUAGUAUUGGUUAUACCGGAAGGGGUAAGUACUUUGGUUGAAGCUAAUGAAUUAUCUAAAUUUAAUGCUAAUUAUGUUGGAUUUUCCUUAUUGAUAGGAUAUGUUACCAUGUAUACCAUUGAUAAUUUCCAAGUUUUAAAGACAGAUAGUAAAUUACCAUUCAAAGUUAAAUUUCAAGAUGUUACUUUAAAAGAUAAAAUAUAUUCUGUGUUUAAUUCAACUGUGACAUUAGGAUUAGUGAUACAUUCAAUAAUAGAUGGUGUAGCUUUAGGUUCAUCAUUUUUAAAAGAAGAUUUAUUAUUAGAAUUGAUAUUCUAUUUCGUGAUUGUCCUUCAUAAAUUGCCAACUGCUUUCAGUCUAACUUCAAUAUUAAUAAAGGAAGGUUAUACUAAAACAGAUAUAUAUUUCCAUGUGAUCAUAUUUUCCAUAGCAACUCCAUUAUCUUCGAUAGUGAUGUACUUCUUUAUCAUCUUAACUGGGUUGAAUAGUCAAUUUACGUUGGGUAUACUAUUCUUAUUCUCAGCAGGAACGUUUUUAUAUGUGGUUAAUCAUGUUUUCCUGGAACUUCAUAAUUUCCAUCAUGGACCUGAAUUGGUAUCUAUACCUCCUUUAUCAGCAGAUAGUAGUGAAACUAUCUAUCUGGAUAACGUUACUCGAAAGGACAUUUUAAUUUACUUCGGCGGGUUGGCACUUCCAACUUUAUUUGGAAUUUUAGGGGUAGAGUGACACUAUAUAGCAAAUUACAAUAAUAAUUCAAAGCGUACUUUUUAACAUA